UACCACGGAAAUAACCCCGGGUGUUCAUUAGGCUGAUUUGGGUGUGUUGCUAGGCAACUCGGGGCAACAAGGGGGAUUUUAUGUAUUCUUUUGGUAGGUACAGGUCUCUGUAGAGAUUUCCAGGUAAGUAACAGAGCCGUGGGAGAAGCUGAUCAGCUGCCACACCAGAAGUUAAGUCCUACAAACUUAACUUUCAAGAGGAGUUUUUCCAAGGAAGAAAUUGGAUUAGACCCAGAGAUGACGUACCCUGUUUGAUUUCUUUUCUCCUUGCACUCUGACCAGCUUUGUGUUUAGGCAGGCUUUUGUUUCUGGCUCCGAGUUGCUUUAAAAACAUUUGGGAGUGUGUCUCGGGGUGUUAAGGGUGAUGUGCUUAGCUUGAUUGGCGCGGCUUGCUUGGGAGUGCUUUGUUCUUCCCACCACCCUCAGGUCAGUUGUGCAACAUGCCCCUGCUGCUCAAAAAGAAAAAAGGAAAAAAAAAAAAAGAGAAAUGCUGAGUAAUGCCAGAGGUUUCUCAAAUGGCUGAUGCAAACCUGGAGAAUUUACAUCAUCAUUCAGCUGGAGUAACUUGGUAUGACAAGAGCUUAAAUACAAGUCCAUGCGGAAGCUGAGCUGGUUCCCAAUGAUAGGGCAGUACCAGCUCGCAGUGUGAAAGUGCAGGUGUUCCUGAGCAGUGCUCUGAUUGCAGUAAAAGCUCAAAUACACUUCAGGAGCGCUCUACCUGUGUGUAGGAGCAGCUGGAAAGAUAAGAGAGGGCAGAGGAAGAGACCAAGUGGUUGGCUACACAGAGGUGGUGGUGGGGGGGAAGUCUUGAGUUUCUGCUGAAAACUUUUUUCUCUGUGCUUGCUGUCCGUGUGCUGGUGGCACUGUAGCAUGUAUAGGAAGGCUGCUGUAACCACGGUCUCUAAUGGAAGCUACUUUCAGGGGCAAGCUAAUGGCAGGUUGCCCUCUAUGGACAGCGAACAGCCAGCCCAGGAGGGAAAAGUUGUGCUGAAGAAGAAAGUGACACUUUUGAGAGGGAUAUCCAUCAUAAUUGGCACUAUCAUUGGAGCUGGCAUCUUCAUCUCUCCCAAAGGCAUCCUGAAGAACACGGGCAGUGUGGGCAUGUCCUUGACUGUCUGGACAGUGUGUGGUAUCCUCUCGCUCUUCGGUGCCCUCUGCUAUGCUGAAUUAGGAACGUGCAUUAAGAAAUCUGGUGGUCACUAUACUUAUAUCCUGGAGGCCUUUGGCCCCUUACCUGCUUUUGUGAGAGUCUGGGUUGAGUUACUCAUCAUUCGCCCUGCUGCCACAGCAGUGAUAUCAUUGGCCUUUGGACGUUACAUUUUAGAACCUUUCUUUAUGCAGUGUGAAAUCCCAGAACUUGCAAUUAAACUUAUUACAGCUGUUGGCAUCACGCUGGUGAUGGUCCUGAAUAGCACAAGUGUCAGCUGGAGUGCCCGCAUACAGAUAUUUCUUACCUUCUGCAAGCUUGUAGCAAUUCUGAUAAUUAUAGUCCCUGGAGUUAUCCAGCUAAUUAGAGGAGAAACACAGCACUUUAAAAAUGCCUUUGCGGGGAAUGAUGCCAGUGUUAUGGGAUUGCCACUUGCUUUCUACUCCGGAAUGUAUGCCUAUUCAGGCUGGUUUUACCUCAAUUUUGUUACUGAAGAAGUGGAAAACCCUGAGAAAAACAUACCCCUCGCAAUAUGCAUUUCAAUGAUUAUCGUCACAGUUGGCUAUGUGUUAACAAACGUGGCUUAUUUCACUACAAUCAGUGCUGGGGAAUUGCUCCUUUCAAAAGCUGUAGCAGUGACCUUUGCUGAACGACUGAUGGGAAACUUUUCUUUAGCUGUACCAGUAUUUGUUGCUCUCUCCUGCUUUGGAUCUAUGAAUGGCGGCAUUUUUGCAGUCUCCAGGAUGUUCUUCGUUGCAUCCCGUGAGGGUCACCUUCCGGAAAUUCUCUCCAUGAUUCAUGUCCGCAAGCACACUCCUCUGCCAGCUGUCAUUGUUUUGCAUCCUCUCACAAUGAUAAUGUUAUUCACCGGUGAUCUCUACAGCCUCCUGAAUUUCCUCAGUUUUGCCAGGUGGCUUUUUAUUGGACUGGUAGUUGCUGGGUUGAUUUAUCUCAGAUAUAAACGUCCUGAUAUGCCUCGUCCUUUCAAGGUACCUCUAUUUAUUCCAGCGUUGUUUUCCUUCACCUGCCUCUUCAUGGUUGCACUGUCACUUUACUCUGAUCCAGUGAAUACAGGGAUUGGAUUUGCAAUAACCCUGACUGGAGUUCCUGCCUACUACUUCUUUAUUGUAUGGGACAAUAAGCCAAAGUGGUUCAAAAACCUCCUAGACAAGCUAACUGUGACAUUGCAAAUCCUCUUGGAAGUCGUCCCAUCAGAGGAAGACCAGAAAUCAUGAUCUUCAUGUACAGCUUUUGACUUGGUGUUUCAUUUCUACCUGAGGAAGAGGGUAGGGGGAUUUAUCCCCUCACCUUAUCUUCUUCUGCAAACUGGAGGGACAAGACACAGCUGAGAUGGAUACCUAGCGAGUCAAUUACCAGACCUAUAUUUUAUGAUGUUGCAAAUUUUUGUUUUAAUAUGAUUGGUUUAUGUGUAGAAAGCAAGAACUUGUGCUACGAGGGAGCUAAUCUCUUCACUAUUUCUUUUGUUACAGUGUCAUAUUUUAACAAACCUUAGGUUCUUCAGACUAGGAUUUUGAGAUGCAUUGUCACUGAAAAUAGGUUUAAGUAAUGUGUAAGUAGUAGUCGUGUACUGUGAAGAAUGUAUCCUGCUUGCUGUCCCUGAACAGCCUGACUCUCUUCAGAGAAAGGAUGAGAUAAAGUUGCUGAGUUUCACUUACUAGCGUUCUUCCCAUCACUCCACUUGGUAGCCCGAUUUGGCAACUUCUGGCUCACUUGGAGCACCAGCAUGCUGAUGCAGAAGCACAACUGUUUCCACACCUUUGUGGUGACAAGUUUCUUCAUUCCAGGGUUGUUCUGCUAUACCUGAUAGGAACAUCUGAGAAUUAGUAUUCCUGACAGUGAAGCAGGAAGAUUUUAGCCUGGGGACUGAUUUUAUACAUGUUAAAGUUACUACCAGUCUGGAAUUGGUGACUGGUUUAGCCAAGGUUUCUCUGUGUACGUAUGUAUAGGAAAUACAGAAAAUGAGUAAUCACCUCCAAAUGAGUGAAAACAUUUAGAUGCAGCCUCCGUUGCUAUAUGAGUAUUUUCUAUCGGGAAGCUUGUGGACCUUCAGUUAUCAGUCAGGCAAAACUGAUUUUAAAGUUUUAUAUCAUUGUCAGUGGGCAGAAAUAAAUAAUAGUUACUACUAAGAAUACUGUAUAGACAAGGCAAUAAAUGAAAUACCUUUUUAUGAAUAAGGUAUAGGCAAGCUACAACAGAUCUGUUGAUUUGAGUAGGAUAUUUGCCUAAUCUGUGGGCUUGAGAUUCGAGCACACUCCAAUUAACUGGGCUCUGAAACACCAAGGAAAAGGUGCUCUGCCAAUGUCUUCUUUGCAGUUUUAUCUCAGCAGAAACAGAGAAAGGCCAUGAAAACUGAUAAACUCAAAUGAAAUUCAUCUUCAGAAUGAUGUUCAAGCUGAAAUUUGGCUCAAAUGUGAGCUCAUUUUACUCUUUUUUAAAAACAGUUGUAGAUGAAAAGAUUUAUAAUGCUUAGAAAUUCAGUUUUAUAUUGUUAGUCAGACUACUCAACCUUAAGAUUAAGGUUUGUUAUCACUCUAUCAAGAAUAUAAUGCUUAAAUAUUUAAUGCACUACUUUUUGAGCUGUAUGCUGUCAGUAAGUCAUAUGUUUCAAGGAAAAAUUUAUGGAACUAAGCAACAUUAAACUUCCUAAACUGGGAGAAAAGUACAACUAGUAGCCAUACCACUACAGUAGAGGGAGACUGUGUAUUGUAUAUAUGUUGUAUAUAUCCAAAAUAUCAACUGUUUUAAGGGUGUACAGGAAAAUGCCUUAAAUUUAUACAUGUUUUUCUUUCUUGUAUUUCUAUGGUGGAAUUUCAUAGAAGUAGAGAAAUGUGAGUAAUUAAUUCUGUAGAAAAGUGGUAAUUUAAGACACAGAAAACAUCUUGCAAACACUUUUUUCUUAAAAUGUUUUCUGUUUACAGUAACUUAAAAUGUUAUUUGAAACUUUUUUAAGCAAACAUUUUGAGAGAGAUUUUUAUAUUGGCAGUGCAUGUG
Pezoporus occidentalis (night parrot) is the source of this 4159-nucleotide messenger RNA. It is a transcript of the gene SLC7A11, whose product is annotated as solute carrier family 7 member 11. Gene Ontology annotation, molecular function: L-amino acid transmembrane transporter activity. Gene Ontology annotation, biological process: amino acid transmembrane transport. The record is from RefSeq and is a predicted model, not a curated record. NCBI's taxonomy places the organism in Eukaryota, Metazoa, Chordata, Aves, Psittaciformes, Psittacidae. The transcript is spliced from 12 exons. Bases 871 to 2382 code for a protein of 503 amino acids. Gene Ontology annotation, cellular component: membrane.